AUGCCGGCAUCGAGUCCAGCUGUGCCCAAGAACUGGCCCCGCGACGUCGUAUUCCUGAGGAAAUUCCACAUCCCACCACCACUGAGUGCCUCGGCGCUUCAGGUUCAAAUCCACGAGGCUGGUGCUUACCCAGUCAUCACACCCGCUCCGGCCAUACCCAGCCCACUGGUCCGAAUCACGCCCAUCACCCUACCGUCGCACCCUGCUUGCGGACAGUCGGGGCUUUUCGCAGCAAAAGCACUGCCUCCGGAUUCGUUUGUCCUCUUCUACCUAGGUCACGUGCACGACAGUUUCACAACCGACACGACAUCCAACUACGACCUGAAUCUCGACCGACAGCUCGAUUUGUCUGUCGACGCGACGCAGUUCGGGAACGAAGCGAGAUUCAUCAAUGACUAUCGCGGCGUGCGCGGGGAGGGUCCCAAUGCCGAGUUUCGAGACUGUGUGGCGCCAAUCGGACUGGGGCUUGGGGAGAGAAGGAUUGGCGUUUUUGUCUUGAGUGCUGGCAGGGCGAGGAAGAACGACAAGGGCACGACGAGGGCCCGGGGGAUCAAGAAGGGGGACGAGAUCGUGGUCAGUUAUGGCAAGGGAUUUUGGGACGCUAGGAAGGGGAGGACCUAA
Molecule: messenger RNA, 621 nt
Organism: Exophiala aquamarina CBS 119918
Lineage: Eukaryota; Fungi; Ascomycota; Eurotiomycetes; Chaetothyriales; Herpotrichiellaceae
Exons: 1
Coding region: 1-621 (206 amino acids)
Molecular function (GO): protein binding
Source: RefSeq, a predicted model, not a curated record